CCAGUGUUAGUGUAGCUACAUGCCCCGGUUGUGUGGUCAGCUCGUGACACUUUCAUAUGGCUUAAACGUUAAUGGCAACACUAACAACGCCUUUAACGGUUGUUUCUCAACGGAUUCUUUUAGUGUGUGAGUGUGUGUGUGCGCGCGUGCGUGCACGCGCUCUCGCUCUCCCUCUCUCCAUCGCACGUCACCUGCUACAACCGCCACACACGCGCUCCCUCACGCUCACACACCGCCAUCCUGCGUGGGACACACAUCUGGUUAGCUGGCAAGCGAGCUAACCGUCGCUGCUUCUCAGUAACCGGCGGUGUUAUCGUUGUGUUGACGUUGUGUAUUUUUUCCCCCCCGUAUUGUUAUGCAGACAAGUGAUUACCGUUGAAGUAACGGAUUAUCUGCGUCUCUCCUCGGCUGACCGGGAGCCGCCAUGGAGUGCCGUGUUCUGUCCAUACAGAGCCAUGUAGUCCGGGGAUACGUCGGCAACAAGAGCGCCUCUUUCCCAUUACAGGUUUUAGGGUUCGAGGUGGACUCCAUCAACUCUGUCCAGUUCUCCAACCAUACAGGUUAUUCCCACUGGAAGGGCCAGGUGUUGACAGCAGAUGAGCUCCAUGUUCUUUAUGAGGGAAUCAAACUGAACAACGUACACCAGUAUGACUAUGUUUUAACAGGGUAUACCAGAGACACUUCCUUCUUGGAGAUGGUGGUGGACAUUGUUCAGGAGCUAAAGAGAGCCAACCCCAAUCUGGUGUAUGUGUGUGACCCCGUCCUCGGUGAUCAUGGAUCUAUGUACGUUCCUCAGAAUCUUUAUCCGGUCUAUAAGAACAAGGUGGUUCCUGUUGCUGACAUUAUUACUCCCAACCAGUUCGAGGCCGAAUUGUUGACAGGGAAAAACAUCAGCACAGAGAAAGACGCUGUAGAGGUGAUGGACCUUCUUCAUGCUAUGGGCCCAGACACAGUGGUCAUCACCUCCUCUGAUCUGCCCUCCAGACUGGGAGAUCGCUUCCUCGUGUCGUUGGGCAGCCAGCGUCAUGUUCGUCCAGACGGCAGCAGGACGACACAGAGAGUUCGAAUAGAAGUGCCCAAAGUGGACGCUGUCUUCGUAGGAACCGGAGAUUUGUUUGCUGCUAUGCUGCUAGCGUGGACACACCACUACCCCAAUGACCUAAAGACGGCCUGUGAGAAGACAUUCUCGGUGAUGCACCACGUUAUCCAGAGGACCAUAUCUUACGCUCAUGAGUUAGCAGGUCCUGGUCGGAGGCCCAGUCCGCCCCAGCUGGAGCUGAGGAUGGUUCAAAGUAAAGCUGACAUAGAAGACCCUGCUAUAGUUACGGAGGCCACAGUCAUAUCCUAACAUUACCGACCCCAUAAGACUCAUACUAACCUUGUCCUCCUCACCCAUAAAUCUCUCAAAUCCUGUAUCUCAGUAAAUCUCUCAUCACUGUAAACCUUGACUGUCAUCACCUAAACUUCAACACCGUAUCAUCCCGACUUCUUAAACCAGUUAGUAUUGUAACCCCUUUAGUCCUUUUACCCUAAACCCGUUAUCCCUUUAAGUCCUCAGUGUCCUAACCUCUUAAAUCGAACCCGUAAACCCCCUUUUACCCUAACCCUGUUUUGGAACCAGAGCCACAGAUACACAGAGAGUUUGUUCAGGUCGGACGAUGAGCGUCCUGUGACUGCCUCUUCUCUAACAGGGUAUGUGAGCGGAGUGCACAGCUGCUUUUUAGAGAGCAGAAAUAAAUGAAAUAAUGUGACAUAUAUGAGGGUUAAAAAAAAAAAACAAGAAAAAAAUAUGAGUGAUGGUUGUUAUCGGAAAACUAUCAUUGAGAAAUUGUUUUGGAGAUGUUAAAUCCUGAUUUUGUUAAAGGUGAUGCCAUAUUUGUUACAGUGCACUAUUGUAAGGAGCACAGCAGUUCUAGUUAUAACUCUGUGGUCUCUAAAACCUUUUCUAGGAGUGAAUACAAAAAAAUAAGCAAACUUUCUCCCGCUGUUAAUUCACAUUUUAAAAUGUCUUAAUACUUCUCACAAAACUGAGGAACCUCCUGGAUAAUUUACCAAUACUACACAUCUGGUUGUGCUAUGGCUUUGUUUAUGAAGAAAAAAAUUUUUUUUAAUUUAAUUUUGUUUGUUAAAAUAGCACUAAGAUGCCAGAGCCAUGAAAUCUAAGUUAUAAUGUAGCAGGAACAAUUUAUUGUUGCGUUCAGAAACAAAACACUGCAACAUACUUGCAGUGUUUUAAUAAAUAACUGAUCCAAAAUCCAA
Thunnus maccoyii (southern bluefin tuna) is the source of this 2259-nucleotide messenger RNA. RefSeq names its product pyridoxal (pyridoxine, vitamin B6) kinase b (gene pdxkb). Gene Ontology annotation, biological process: pyridoxal 5'-phosphate salvage. Bases 425 to 1348 code for a protein of 307 amino acids. Gene Ontology annotation, molecular function: pyridoxal kinase activity. The transcript is spliced from 11 exons. Lineage: Eukaryota; Metazoa; Chordata; Actinopteri; Scombriformes; Scombridae. The record is from RefSeq and is a predicted model, not a curated record. Gene Ontology annotation, cellular component: cytosol.